Microplitis mediator is the source of this 2481-nucleotide messenger RNA. RefSeq names its product aquaporin AQPAe.a-like. Gene Ontology annotation, biological process: transmembrane transport. The record is from RefSeq and is a predicted model, not a curated record. NCBI's taxonomy places the organism in Eukaryota, Metazoa, Arthropoda, Insecta, Hymenoptera, Braconidae. Gene Ontology annotation, molecular function: water channel activity. Gene Ontology annotation, cellular component: plasma membrane. The transcript has 6 exons. Bases 141 to 944 code for a protein of 267 amino acids.
UCAUAAAAGUGACCAUCACAUUGAUAAUCAUUUUUAAAUUCCUUUAUCUCAACAAUUAUCACGCGAAAAUUAUGUAGCAGUGCUAAUAGUUUAAUUCAGUUAGUAGGACUUAGUAUUUAUAAACCAGUAGUUUUAUUAUAAUGAGUCAUACUAAUAAAAAUUCAAUAUGGAAACUCCAAGAAGGAACACUGACGAUGUUCAUUGGAGAAGUAAUUGGCACCACCAUUUUAAUUUUCAUUGGAUGUAUGGGAGGUAUAGGUACCAUGGGCCCAGCUCCCCCUCCACCGAUGCAAAGUGCGUUAACGUUUGGUCUUACAGUUAAUAUGAUCAUUAUGAUGCUUGGACACAUCAGUGGUGCACAUUUAAAUCCUGCUGUAACAAUUGGUGCUGCCAUAGUAGGAUUAAAAACUAUCCCAACUAGUGUUGUCUAUAUUAUAGGGCAAUUUAUCGGAGCCAUUGCAGGAUACGGUUUGUUAAAAAUAGUUACACCAGAUGAUUUAUUUAACGAUGGCAUGGCCAAUUCAACAACUCCAUUAUGCGUAACUGUAAUACAUCAAGGUGUAACAAUAGUUCAAGCAAUUUUGAUAGAAGCUAUUUGUACUGGAAUCAUUUUGUGUACUGCUUGUGCUACUUGGGAUGAAAGAUGUGCACAUACUACUGAUUCUACUGCUCUUCGAUUUGGUUUCUCUGUUGCUGCUUUAUCAUUUGCUGCAAGUCCUUAUACCGGAUGCAGCAUGAAUCCAGCCAGAACUUUCGGUCCUGCACUUUGGAAUGGGGCGUGGGAUGAUCAAUGGGUAUAUUGGAUCGGCCCAACCCUUGGUGCUUUACUUGGAACAUAUACAUAUCAAGUAUUCUUUAGUAUACCAAACAGGAAGAUCAGUUCAAGUCAUAUUGAACUAGCUGAUAUUCAAAGUGAUUCAGCCGAUGAGAUUAAAAAACCAUGAAACGCUAGUUUAAUAAUUUUUAUUACUUCACGAUAAAAACAAUCGUUAUCUAUUUUAUCAAUCAUUGAUUUAAUAAAAUCUACAUAUUCAUGUACUUUAAAGGAUAUUAAUUGCUGAUAAAAUUCUCUAAAUUAUGAUUAUGAUUUUUUUUCAUUUGUGACGAAAACUUUUAGAUUGGCCUUCCUGCCUGGACUUGAAAAGUCUUAAUUUUAAACUGUUUUCAAGCUGAUCACGCUCCAAUUAUAGAGCAUAAUUUCAACCUGAAAAGCCUGAUUUGACGCAUUGGUCAAACUGAAUAGCCUGAGUAAUUGAUUGUAUUUUCAAGCUUAAUUUUAGUCUGAUGGUCCUGAAAAGUGAAAUAUGACGACCUUCCAGUCUAAGUCCAGGCUCAUUUUAUAAUGUAUUUUAAUUAGCAACUUCUUAUUUUUUUCAACUGUUGGCUAUACUAGCAGCUGAACCAGUUUAAAAUAAUACUGAAACUUUUCGACUCGGGAUGUUUUCGAGCUCUUUGAGCUCAAAAACAGCGGGAAAUUUCGGGAACCAGUUUCCAGAUUUUUUCACACAGGUAUUUUAAAAUAGUGUAUUAACAAUUUAAUGUUGCAUCAAUAAAAUCUCAUUUGAUCUAAUGCAUGAAUAAGACACAAAUUUAAAAAAUCUUCAAUAAAUUUUUUUCGAAUAACAUUAGACUAUAAUAUUAAUUGAAAAGAAAAAAAAAUAUCAAAUUAAAGUACAAGACAACUCAUCGUUGAACGUCUAUCCGAACAGCCAUCAAUUAUUUCGCUCAUAAGUUUUGUCACAACACACAACCGUUUAUAAUAGUAAAAUAAUAAAAACUUUUUUUUAACGAGGGGUGACACCUCGUUAUAAAAUUAUCAAGCUGUAUUAAUAGUAGCCACUUUUCUACUGCAUUUCAAUAUUUAUAAAUAUAUAAACAGCAAGUGAAGUUUGUGUUUUCGGUGAAACUCUCUUUCGACAAAAAGAAACAUCAAUUAUGAAAAUACAUUGCAUCUAUAUACCCUACGUCGAAACCACCAUAAAAAAUUUUAUGUUUUUACUCUUAUUUCUAUAACGAUUCUCUCGACGGUUCCCAUAAAAUUUUCAAUAGCUGUUUAAUCUAUUAUUUAUUUAUUUAUAAUCUUCAACAAGCUACUUUAACUACAAUUGAUAGUUUUUUAAUCCAUACAAUUACCUGAAAUUGGUACUGAAGUAAAAAUUUAAAGAUAAUUUGUAUGUAUUACCAUAGAUCGGUAUCAACCGGUGUGACUAUUGUUUUCAUCAUUUUUGUAAAUAAUUUGCGGUUUUACUCUAAAAUAUUAUGAUUGUUAUUGAAGCAAAUGACCUUCACAAGCUUCGUACAAUAAAACAAUUAUUAGAGGUUAUUCGGAAUUUAUAAAAUUUUUCAAAACUUGAAAAAUAGCUUUUUAUUAUUAUUCAUGAUUAAUUUGUGAUUAACACUCAUCAGUAUACUUAAAUACCCAAAAAUUGGAUUAAAAUAGUAACAUUAAGUAGCUGUUUAAAAAUUUUUAAUCAUCAAUUU